Molecule: messenger RNA, 3863 nt
Organism: Durusdinium trenchii
Lineage: Eukaryota; Dinophyceae; Suessiales; Symbiodiniaceae
Source: the annotation of a GenBank genome assembly
AUGGUGAAACAUUGGAGAUGCAGGCGCCCUAUAUGGCUGCUGGCAGCCUUGCUGAGCUUGAGAGGAGCGCUUCCUCCGGCACCGCCCCUUUUCGCAUUCUCUCCUGGAAUGAACAAGUUGAAUGACUUAGCUGAGAAAGGAGAUGUGGAUGGGGCCUUGCAUCAGUUGCGAAGGGUACUGGCAGAGCUGCCAAGCGGACACAGGCCAACAGUCCAAAUGCGGACUGCCUUCAACACUGGAAUCAAAGCCUGCGCCAAUGCUGGGAAUUUGAAACAGGCGGAGCGGCUCUUUGCGGAGAUGCUCCAGCACCGGGUGGCGCCGAAUUUGAAGGGCUUGGGAAAGAUGAUGGAAGCUGCAGCUAAAGUGGGCAACCUCUCUGGCGCAGAGCAUUGGUUCAGGCAGCACGAGCGCUAUGGCCUUGCCCACGAGAGUGACGAAAUCGCGCGAGGUCAACUCAUCCAAGCGGCAGCCAAGGCACAGGACCUGAAGGCGGCCGAGGAGUGGUUCCAGGAACUGCUUCAGAAAGGUUUGCAGCCCAGUGCCUGGACCCUCGCGGCACUCUUGGAGGCUUGUGCGCGCGUGGGAGAUGUGGGCAAGGCGAAGUCUUUGGUUGCCAAGUGCACAGCUUUGGGCAUUCGCACUACAGAUCUUCACGAGUUCCUUUUGCGGAAGGUCUACGUCAAGAACAAUGAUCUGGAUUCUGCUGAGGAACAGUUUCGUCAGAUUUCCGCGCCGGAUCUCAAGGACUACGCCAUGGUCAUCGACGCCGCCGCACGCUGUGGGAACCUCACCGCUGCAGAGCAGUGGUUCCGAAGGGCUCAGGCGGGCGCCAAAGCCGAAGGUCGCACUGUGGUGGGAGAUGAGCCGAUGUUUGUCACCCUGAUGUUUGCAGCCGCGCGCGCCGCCGAGUUGCAGCGCUGCGAGGAGUGGUUCCAGCAAGCGCAGAAGGCCAGGCUGAGACCCAGCAGUGCCAUGUACACCGCGCUGGUGACCGCAGCUGCGGAGGCGCUUGACACCUCUGCAGCGCAGCGCUGGCUGCAAGCUUGUCCCCGGCCCUGGCCACCGGAGGUUCUGAACACCGCGCUGCGGGCGGCGGGGCUGGUGGGCGACGAGGCGCUGGCGGAGGCUUGGGCGAAGCAAGGCAUGAAAGAUGGGAUGCGCUUGGACAGCUACUCCUACCGUGCUUUGCUGACGGGCGCCGCCCGCAGUCAGGAUACCAAGGGGGCCCAAAGGUGGUUCCAGAAAGCGCUCCAGGAAGGGGAGGUGGAGGUCAAUACUUGCAAUGCUGCGAUUCAGGCAGCUGCCCGUGCAGGCGAUGUCCCUUUGGCCAAAGAGAUGCUGAAGACCAUGAACCAGUUAGUGGUUCAACCAGAUGCGGUGAGCUACCAGGGCUUGCUGACCUCUGCAUCGAACGCAUGCGACUUGGCCGCCUGCGAGGCCUUCGUGGCCCAAGCCUCGGCCAGCGGCGUGCCCGUGCGCUAUGCGCCGGUGAUCAGCUGCGCGGCGAAGGUUCAAGGCCUCAAGGAAGCAGAGCGUUGGUUUCAGGAGGCGCUUCAUAGCGAUUCAGUUGACCUGUUUGCCCUCAACGCACUGGUCGCCGCAGCCGCGCGGGUGGGGCAACUGGAGCUGGCGGAGCGGUAUUUGCAUCUGGCGCGGGAGAUGGGCGAGGAACCUGACAUUGUUACCUACACCAGCCUCAUCAGUGCAGCCACCACGAAGGGCGACCUCCAGGCGUUGGGGCACGGGCCGAUGGCUCUUCAAUCAGGGCCACUGCCCAGUGCAACAUCCCCUUGCCGGCCCAAGUGUAUCCCACAUCGUUUGGACUUUGUCAAUCAACCUUUGACCGUUGCUAUGGGCAGCGGCGCGUCCAGCGGGGACCGCAGCGUGGAUGUCAAAAGCUUUCUCGAAGCCUUGCUGGGCGAAACGUUGUUAGCCUCCACUGGAGUGGUAGAGACUGACAAGGCCUUCACUGGCAAGAAGCAGGUGGGGUUGUACUUUGCAGCCGAACGGUAUCCUCGCUGCAAGACCUUCACACCGAAGCUCAAACGGGUAUAUGAGAUUGUCAAGGACAAGGGCCUCGAGAUCGUCUUCUGCUCCUCCGACAAGAAGCACGAGCUUUUUGAGGAGUUCCGACAGGAGAUGCCAUGGCUGGCCCUUCCCUUCGAAUCCAAGGACAAGGUCAUGGCUCUCAAGCAAAAGUUUAAGGUCACCGCCCUGCCCCGCUUCGUCCUGGUGGACGCAGAGACGGGCGAGCUGAUCACGGAGGAUGGGCGCUCCUCGGUGGAGCGAGAUCCCAAGGGAGAGAAGUUCCCCUGGAAGAUCCCGAGCUUCGAGGAGGCCUUACCCAGCCAGUUUCACAAGGGCCAGGAGACGGUUGGGAAGGAGUUCAUCGAAGGAAAGACCGUGGGUCUCCUGUUCUCUGGCGGCUGGACACGUCAGGGCGUCGAUCUGGCCAGCAGGCUGGCCAAUUGGUACGCCGGUGUCAAAGCAGACGUUGGCGACAAGUUUGAAAUCAUCUACUGUGGCUGUGACACUGACGAGCUGAUGAUGACCGACUUCUAUAAGAAGCAGCAAGAAGAGGGCGGCACCUGGCUUGCGGUGCCCAUGUCGGAGCAAGGUUUACUGGAUCAGUGCUUCGGCAUCAGGAAAGUGCCCGCCUUUGUGAUUGUGGACGCGAAAGGGCAGAUCAUCAAUAAGAAUGCCAAAUGCAUUCCUGAUUUGCCCGCCAAGGCAUCGGACUUCCCUUUCCCGCCACCGCCCAUUGGGCUUUUGUCAUCCUCAGACGAGAUCCUCAAGCCGGCCAUGUGUCUUAUGCUGGAGAAUUGCGAGGAGGAGCUCCAGAAUAAGAUCAUACAGACCAUGAAUCCAAUUGCGGAAAAGUAUGUCAAGGCUGGUGAACUGCUGUUCUUCGCUGCCCGGCGGGUUUCGCCGGUCUCAGCCACCUUCCGCACCAUGGCCAACUUGCCACAAGCAGAUGAGGUGCGGCACGUGGUGGUCGCCGAGAGGCGCCAGGCUGGUAGAAAUGGAUGAAGGAACAAACUUGGAAUAAACCACCUCUUGUUCAGUUUUGACUGUUUCUGUUUGAGAUGAAACUGUAGAUGGGAUUCUAGAAUGGGGCCCCUUAUAUACUUCAAUAAAUAAAACGAAGGCCUUCCGUAGCUCUCCCCAUAGGGGCGUGUAAUGGGGUGUGGUAGCCACAUAUCUCUCGGACCCUCGGAAAUCGUACGUUUUCCUAAAGGCCAGGCGUUCAGAUUGGGCAGCGGAUUUCAUGCUUUAGAAGGUCGCUUUUUGUAGAUGGUCCUUUGUCAAGCUCAGCUUUGGCCAUUUGCAACUCUCGUCCCGGGAUUGCUGAAGAACAUCCCUUAAGGCCUCAGGGAUACAAUCUUUGGGACGUAGGACGCAUCCCACUUCGAGGCAGUUGAUGUUGAUGUCAGGCAUUUUUCCCGUUGAUUCCUUAGGCCCUGCCGUGCACCUUUUAGCUUGUGUGAUGAUGGUCAAGCAGCAAAAACUCCUACCCCUGGCAUCCAUUAGAGCCCUAGAAUUUAUGAUUCGUGCUCAAUUCCGGGUUCUAAUGGACCCAUUAGAGUGCUCAAUUGCAUUAGAACCCUUUUGCCCUUGCACUUUUACACAAUCAAGCUCUGUCGACCCUCGUUCUGAGCCGCUCAGGUGACCCGGCAGGAGGAAGAUUUCGACAGCGACCGAGGUGACGAGGAGGUGAGACAGACAGCACAGGUUUGGACCCUUCAUGGGGAGCCAGACGCACUCCUGGACUCAGAGUCCAGAAGUACAAAGCCACACCUGUUUCUAGAGGAAAAUGGUCUCCCUUAGGGGGCCAUGGCUAUGCCAUCCACUUCCACCAUGAU